Molecule: messenger RNA, 2857 nt
Organism: Drosophila miranda
Lineage: Eukaryota; Metazoa; Arthropoda; Insecta; Diptera; Drosophilidae
Product: paired mesoderm homeobox protein 2
Exons: 2
Coding region: 343-1140 (265 amino acids)
Biological process (GO): regulation of transcription by RNA polymerase II
Molecular function (GO): RNA polymerase II transcription regulatory region sequence-specific DNA binding; DNA-binding transcription factor activity, RNA polymerase II-specific
Source: RefSeq, a predicted model, not a curated record
CAUUUCAACAGUCGCUGGCCAAACGUUCAGCAGAAUACACAGCCGACUCCUUCAAAUCUCUCUCACUCUCUCCCUCUCUUUCUCGAUUAAUUACCGUUACCGUUUUUUGUUGCUGUUGUUGUUGUUGUGUCGCCCACUGGCGGGAGUUUGAACUACUGUGCGUCCUCGCAUCAAAUUUUUUUCACCUGUGUGCCGCGUUUGUGGAAAAAGGGCCCAAAAACCCAUCAAAAACCCAAAAGAGAAUCAAGAAGAGACUCUCCGGAACCCCAGCCAAAAUCCAAAAUCCAAAAUCCAAAAGUCCAAAACCCAAAAGAAGAAAGUAUUCCGAAAAAUCAGUAAACUAUGGCUGGACCAUUCAUAUCGCCGCUGCCCGGCGAUCUGCUCACAGAGUACAUGUUCGGACGGAGGCGGCAGCGACGGAACCGAACCACAUUCACGCCGCAACAGCUGCAGGAGCUGGAGGCCCUCUUCCAGAAGACCCACUAUCCCGAUGUGUUUCUGCGCGAGGAGGUGGCCCUGAGGAUCAGUCUCAGCGAGGCGCGUGUUCAGGUGUGGUUCCAGAAUCGUCGCGCCAAAUGGCGGAAGCAGGCGCGCCUGCAGCUACUCCAGGAUGCCUGGCGGAUGCGCUGCCUCAGCCUGGGCACGCCUCCCGUCUUGGCCGGUGCAGGAGCACAGUCAGGAGGUGGCAGCAAUCGUCCGCCGAGCCAAACGGCCGAGAAUCUCUCAGCCGGAAAGGACUCCCAUUCGGGCAGCGACUUAAACGCCAGCGGGGAUGCGGCCAACUUCACCAUGAUGCAUCCGGCAUUCCAGCAUCAGCAGCAGCAGCAACAGCCGGGGCAGGGACAGGGGCAGGGGCAUCCCCAUAGCCAGGACAAGCUAUCCAAGACCUACACGGAACUGAAGCUGUACAAGGAGCCCGCGCACGGAAUGGAUAUAGGCGGGAUGGCUGCCCUGGCCAGCAACUCCGACGACGGCUCCGAUGGCUCGGACUCCGAGGAGAUCGAUCUCACAUCCGGUGCCUGCAUCGACUUCUCGCAGAGCAGUAAACUCCAACAGCAGCAGCAGCAACAGCAGCAGCAGCAGGGGGCAGGACUGGCUGUGGGGCCAGCGGGGGUGGCGCCAGCCAAUGGCGUUCUCUAGAUACUCAUAAGCAUAUAUACAUAUAUAUAUAUAUGUAUGUAUAGCAGUGUAUAUAUCGGACAUUUAAUGUGCAUUUUAUCCACUGGUUCACAUCUGUUUCCAUUUUUUGUUCGUUGGUUUUUGUUUUGCAAUAAAAGUGCAGUCUAAAAUAAACCCCAAAAGAUGUACCUAGCUAUAUAUAAUACUUAUAGUAUAUAAGUAUAUCCGUGCCCGGAAACUUAAGUACUACGUACACACGGUUAUGGGUAUAUGGAUCCGGUUUUGCUCGGGAAUCUCGACAAAAGCCUUCCUAAUGGAACGAGAGGCCCAAAUGUGAGUCCAAACUAAUGAUCCCUUUCCUAGGCAGAUAUCCAUGGCCCCAAACAAAGGCAUGUUAGACAUUGCUACCAAUUACAACUAAAUAAAAUUCCUUAAUGCUUAAAUCCUUCCAAAGAACACAAAAAAAACGAAAGCUUACAGACGAACCACUGCAAUCAAAGAGCCAAAAAUAAAUCAAAAUCAUUUGGUAAAAGGCCAACAUAUUAAGGUCAAAGACUUCAUAAUAGUGGUAUAAGAUCAUUCAAAGACUCCAAGCGAACGGCAGCAAUGUUUCCUUUCAACCGUCAGAUCGUAAUGUUGAUACAUAUAACUGCCCGAAGAGAUGCAAGAGUCAAAAGUACUAUUUAUGCACUUUGUGGCUUAUUCUUACGGAUGAGAUUACGACCAAUUGGCAAAUGUGAAGGACGUGAAGGAAUAUUCUCGGAAUAGGCCACGGGAAUCCCACGGGUAUUUCGAACUGAAGUUAUAAGAGAUAAUAUAUAAUACCUAUGAUCUGGUUGAAGAGGUAAGGUUGUAAAUGGUAGGGCUGUUAUAAAAACGUUGUGGCACAGCCCAUGGACAACAACUCUGUGUAAGAAUCUAAAUAGUUUGGCUAAGAAGCUCAAUUCAUAGAGACAUAUGUUUAUGUUCUACUAAAUGGUUAAAAAUCCCACCUUUAUAAUAACAUCAAAUGCUGAUUGCACUGUGUAUUCUGUAAUAGCAUCCUUUAUUCCGCCAGAAUAAAGUUAAAUGGAUAAAACAAAUUCAAUGAAUGGAACGCGAAUCCAAGGCCAGGAAAAUAAGGACAAGAAACGACUACAGAUUGUAAUGUGAAAGCCGCAGGAAAAGACCAACUAAGACUAGUGAUGAAAUCAAUAGAAAUUGCAAUAGACAUACAUCUUGAUGUCAUGCUCAGGUAGAUGAAAUCCUUAGCAUCCGAUUAAAUCCUGAUAGCCUGCAUUCAAAAGCCCCAACAAAUUAGGCUAUGCAAAAGGCACAAGAGAUCUAUGCAUUUUUACUUGGGAUUCCAAUAAAAAAGAAAAUAACAUUUUUAAAUAGCCAAGGGAAAGUAAACAAAAGUUUUCACGAAUUCAGAUGGAACGUUUCGCUUGAAUGAAGUGAUAAAACGUCUAUAUAUUCAGUAUUACCAUGCCCAACGUCUUUUUUUUGCUUUCUUAGAACCGCCAUUUGCGCGUCGCCAAGGACUGUAUACAUACUUUAUCAUUGGAGUCUUACUUUUCGGUAAGUUUAAUCUGCGCCUCGACAACGGUUGUGUUUAUUGUUAUUGGAUUCUGGGACCGACGCAGUUGCCCAAGGCAGUGACGAAAAGACGAAGCCGUGUGGGCAGCGGCUAAAGAUAGCCCAUAAGUGGUACGAUCCCGUACCACGAAGUAUCGGAGGCAACUUUGAAUGGAAUUUU